AUGGCCUCCUCCUCCAACGUCCUCCUCCUCCUCCUCAUGACUGCGGGCUUAAUAUUGACGAGCCUUCCAUCCACAACUCCGGCGAACCAUCUGGUUAUUCGACAGUAUAUGCCUCCGGGGUUUUCCUUAAACUACCAAAAUCAGUACAUAUUCGAAAUGCGAAACGACUGCAACGCGGCUUUUAGAGAGGUCAAUAGUCCGGAUCCCAUCUGGCAGACAUAUAUAAAUUUUGAUGGACCAAAAGAGCGCUGUCAUCUGAAAAUACGAAUAAAUUGUAACAUUGUCAUUUUAUCAGAGUAUGGUGGGAUUGUGCUCUGGGAAAGUCAGACCCAGCUGACAAGCGACGGUGCUACUCAUUGUUUCAUCGAAAUCACAGAAAACGCCACCCUCUACGAUGGUGCUGCCCGCAACAAGCUUUGGGUUAACGGCAACAAAGUUUAG
Molecule: messenger RNA, 441 nt
Organism: Phalaenopsis equestris
Lineage: Eukaryota; Viridiplantae; Streptophyta; Magnoliopsida; Asparagales; Orchidaceae
Exons: 1
Coding region: 1-441 (146 amino acids)
Source: RefSeq, a predicted model, not a curated record